AUGGACAAAUUCGGGCCCGCUCGGGGCGAACCGAUCCCCAGCAUACUCAAAAGGCCUAAAGCAAAUAGCGAUCUGCUCGAUAAAAGCUCCAAAAUAAAACGCGAAAAUGUUACGAAAAAGAGCGACGUGAACCUACCGCUGUCACAGGGGUGCACUCCUUUGAUGUAUGCUUGUCAGCAGGCGGAUUAUAAGACGGUGGUGGAAAUAGUUAAUAAAGAUCCGUCGGCAGUCCGCAAGCGUGAUCGUGGGUUGCGUAGCGCUUUGCAUUAUUGUGCGUCAAGUGGAGUCGGGGCGAGUCAGGCUGCGCGGGCGGCUUGCGCUGACCGAGUGCUGAUGGCUGCGCCGGCGCUUUCCAAUGCUCGAGAUGCAGAUGGUCUAACACCACUUCAUCUAGCUGUAGUCCACGGGAACGUACCUCUUGUGCAGACUCUGUUAGCAGCUGGGGCAGAUGUCAAUGCUAAAGAUGACGAAAAUCAUACCGUCGUUCACUGGGCAACCGUUUGCGGAGAAGUUGGGGCUUUAAGAGCUGUCUUAGCAGCUGGAGCGGAUGCGGCUACUCCUGAUCAGCAUGGAGGAUAUCCCCUGCACUAUGCUGCACAGAUGUGUGGAGCUCCUGCUGCCGUUGACCAUCAAAGUCGAGGAGCCGCAUUAGAAGUAUUACGUGCCCUAGUCAAAGAAGGAGACGCAAGAGUUGAUGUAAGAGAUGCGGAUGGUCGCACACCAUUAUUAUGGGCUGCCUCUGCUGGCUCUGCAGCCGCUGUAUUAGCAUUACAUCAAGCGGGCGCAAGAGUUGACGAUGCAGAUAGAGAUGGCUUAACUGCACUACACUGCGCAGCGGCAAGGGGCCACACGGAAGCAUUAGAGACUUUGGUAGGCCUCUGUGGAGCUCGUGUUGAUGUGGCAGAUUCACACGGAUGCACUCCGCUGCAUUAUGCUGCAGCUCUUGGGCACGCUGAUGCAACUUCAGCCUUACUCGAACACGGGGCUGAUGCCCAUAGACAAGAUCGCAGAGGACGUAGUCCGGCCCACACCGCCGCUGCUAAAGGACAGAUUGAGACGGUGCGGAUUCUGGGAGCUCGAGGCGCUAAUCUAUGGUUACGAAAUUCUAAAGGUGAUUUACCACUUCACGAAGCAGUCGCUUCUGGUCGCAGAGAAUUAGUAAAAUGGUUAUUGGAUGGAAGACCAUCUCAAGUUAACGCAACGAAUCACGAGGGUAGAUCGCCUUUACAUAUCGCAGCCGCUACUGAUAACGCAGAUCUUUGUAGGUUGUUAUUAGAUCGAGGCGCCGAAGUUAAUUUUGUUGCUAGAUCUUCGAAGAAUGAACCUAUUACGCCUUUAGAUUGUGCAACUAGCCGAGGCCACCGUUCCACAGCUAAAUAUAUACAGAUGCAUGGGGGUUUACCUGCAUCAAAACUACCAUGUACGAAAAUCAUAAUCGAUAAUACUCCAAUUUCGAGUUUACCCUCGCGACGGGUAACAAGUACAAAAAUAGAUCUCCGAGAUAAAAUAAGAAUAGAAAAACGUGAAGUGGUAGAACUAUCCAGCCCUAUGCACGAUAGGCACCGAGUAAGGGAUGAAAGUGAUUUAUAUUCCGAUAGUUCUUUAGACAAUCGUAGAAGCAAUAAAAACAUUCACCAGAGGCCUUCGGAGCGAAGAAAGAGGCUGGUUCAAAGCACGCACAGAAGUUUUAGUGAUGGAUAUGAUACUGAAUUGGAAGCAUGCUGUCACCAUGCGUAUCAAAAACAAAAGAGAGGGAAGGAAUCGAAAUAUCACAAAAGUAGAUCAAGAAGUGAACCUUCAAAGCGAAGUAAAUCUACAGCAAGACAUCGUCGAAAAUAUCGAUCUAGUUCAGAGGAUUCUAUAGACUCUUCAAGUUCUCGGAGUAAACGAAAGAGCAAACGUCAUAAGAAACGCAGCAAACGAAAAACGCAAUCUACCUCCGAGAGCAGCUCGGAAUUUAGCGAACGGCGAAGUUCAAAGAGAAAAGGUAAAACUACAUCUAUACAUAUAGAAAAUGAUGACACAAAACAAAGCGUAAAUAUAAUAAAAUACAAAAAAAUCGACAAUGCCCAGAGCAGUGUAGCUCAAGAAAAUGAUCAAAACGUAUUAAUCGAUACUUAUUUGGAUCAAAAAAACGAAGUAAACAAAGAUAUGCAAAAAGAAAAAAACAAGACACAAAGUGAAACAGAAACAGACACGGUUUCGGUUAAAACAAACAUGGUUAUAACUGAAGCCCAAAUACAUAUGGAACGAGAGUCUAGUCAGCAAGGAAGUUCAGAGCUGACAGUAACUCUCGAUUCGUCGAAUAAUGUAUCAAUUGAAACUUCAAACUUAAAUGUAUCUCACGCUGAUGUUAAGCCAGAAUUAAACGAGCCAAAUGAUGACGAGAAAAUAAUGGAAAAGACAACUGACACUGACAUUAAAGAAGUUGAGAAUACUGAUGACGUAACUGAAAAUAAAGAAGUUAAACCUCAAAUAGUAGCACAAGAAGGAAACGAAGUUGCUGUUAAAGAUGAAUCGCUAGUUACAAAUACAUCUAAAGAGAAAACAAUUGAAGCUGAUAUAAAAAGCAAUGGUAAUUUAGAAGAAAUAGAAGAGAAAAAUAAUGAAAACUUAAAGGACAUUCGGAAAAGAUCUUUUCAAGUUUUAUCUGGACCUGAAAAUUCGGUAAUCAAAGACUCAUCUGAACCAAACGGUGGCUCAAGCACAGAUUUUAAGAAGGAACAAUCUGGAUCUGAAGAAAAAAGUUCGCCAAGUGUCUCAUUUUCAAAUAAAGAUCAAAUAAUUAAAAUCGAAGGCAGCAAUACUAUAUGUCAAGAAAUGUUAAAACAAUCAAGGGAUGCCACUUUAGAUCAGUCGGGUGACAGUUUAGAAAAAGACGAGAAACCUUCAGACUCUGAAACAAAACCAGAUAGCAGUAAUGGAAGUAAUUCAGCGGGGACAAAGGGGCUACUUUCUGUCAUUGAUGAACCGGUUGAUAGCAUGGAACAACCAUCUGUCCUGAGUGGCCCUGAAGAUUUAGAUAUUAAUCUACCACUAUCAGAAACGUCUCCGAAAAUUCAAAGAAAUUCUUCAAAAGAUAGUCGUACAAGUAGUAGAAAAAGUAGCAUUUAUGAGACCGAAAGCUAUAAAGUUUUAUCUGAAACCGCGGGUACUUUAGAAUCAACUCCGGGUAUUUUGAAGAAAUCUAGCGCCAUUGAUGACAGUUAUUUCGAUGACGAUAGGCAAAUACAAGACACUUUAUUGCGUCAAAGUUCGUAUGGAAGAGUGCCUAGUGUAAGUGAUAACGAAAUUUACUACAGCCAUUCGGAGGCGAACGGAAAACGAAAAAGGUUUCGAAAAAAAGGACGAUCAAGAAGUCGUAUAACGAUACGAUCGAAGAGUGAAAACUCCGAAAGGGGUUAUGAAUCUAGUGGCGUGAUGGACUCUGGUUUCGAGCCAAGCCCAAGACCAAUUCAACGUUGUAUUAUAAGUCCUCGGCUCAACGCCUAUUAUCAACAAAGAAAAGCUGGUGGGAGGUUGUCUAGUAAAUCUGACAGCAAAAUUCCAAUAAGAAAACCUGGUGACAAGAAUGCCGUGGAUAUGAGAUCUGUAACACAACGCAUCCAAACCAACAUGAGAAGGUACUACUGUGAACGAAAGAUUUUUCAACAUUUACUAGAACUCAAGCGUUUGCAAAUCCGAACGAGUAAAGCAAACGAAGCUGUCUUAGUAAAAAGGGCUAUCGACGAAUACAACAAAUCCACAUUGGCCCACGUGGGAAAACUGCAGAAAAGCGGAAAGAAACAUUUAGAUAAUUUACCUGAGAAACCUAUCGAGUUCGACUAUGGAGAAAGCGAAUUAUACAAGAUGAGCGCGAUUCCCGAUAACCCUUGUCUGUGCACAAGCAAAACUCACCGAUGCUUUCACGCUGUUCACGCCUACACUGGGAUUCCUUGUUCAGCCUAUAUUCCUUACAGGUGGAAUCACCACACAAUGCCAAAACCAGCAACAGCAGGUACCACAGCAAAAUCCAAAAGCUUUUUACCUAAAAUUCAUGCCAAACCAUCUUCGAGUUCAGGAAAGGCGCACGUAACUUUGGAGGUAUCUCAUGGAACAGAGAAACAACUAAUAGCGUUACCAGCUGAAAAACUGGAUAAGAAUAAACGAUACUACGUGACGUUUACUGUGAAGGGCUCCGAGCCCCCUUCGGACGAUAAUGCCUCUCCGACGUCUGCUAACAUAAAAGGCGUCAGAAGUGGCUAG
Leptosia nina is the source of this 4245-nucleotide messenger RNA. Lineage: Eukaryota; Metazoa; Arthropoda; Insecta; Lepidoptera; Pieridae. The record is from the annotation of a GenBank genome assembly.